Lotus japonicus is the source of this 1278-nucleotide messenger RNA. Its product is annotated as probable polygalacturonase At3g15720. Bases 31 to 1224 code for a protein of 397 amino acids. Gene Ontology annotation, molecular function: polygalacturonase activity. The transcript has 7 exons. Gene Ontology annotation, biological process: carbohydrate metabolic process. Lineage: Eukaryota; Viridiplantae; Streptophyta; Magnoliopsida; Fabales; Fabaceae. The record is from RefSeq and is a predicted model, not a curated record.
UCAAAUCUCAGUGUUAUUUUUAUCUCCAAAAUGAAAGACAUAUUUUUAGUCCUCUUAAUAAUGGUUGUCAUUGCCACUCCUAGCUUGUGUGUUACAGUAGUCCCUCAUGCAGAUUCCAGCUUCAAUGUUGUUAGCUAUGGUGCAAAAGGAGAUGGCCAGACUGACGAUUCACAAGCCUUUGAGAAAGCAUGGCAAAACGUGUGUGGUGCAACACAAGACACCACAACACUUCUCAUACCUGAAGGGAAAACGUUCUUGUUGCAACCCAUGCUAUUUAAGGGUCCUUGCAAAAGUGGCACUAUUAACAUUGAGUUUCAAGGAACUAUCGUCGCCCCAAAAACCCAAGGUGCUUGGAAGUGGGGUGGUCUUAAUAAGGGAGCAUGGGUGAAGUUCUCGGGAAUAAGUAACCUUGUCAUCCAGGGAGGAGGAAAAAUAGAUGGAGAAGGUGCUUCUUGGUGGCAAACUUACCCAGAAAUUACACCAAAUGCACUUCAAUUCCAUCAAUGUAAGAAUCUAAGGCUUAGCAACUUGACUCACAUCAACAGCCCAAAAAUUCAUAUAAGCAUAUAUUCAUGCAAUGACUUUAGCAUCGCGAACAUUCAUAUUAUUGCUCCAGAGAAAAGUCAAUCCACCGACGGGAUUGAUAUCACAAGAUCAUCUAACAUCCUCGUUGAGAAUUCUAAUAUUGAAACAGGGGGUGACUGCAUUGCCAUUAAUAAUGGUUCCACCUUCAUCAACAUAACUGGUGUUACAUGUGGUCCUGGUCAUGGCAUAAGUGUUGGGAGUCUUGGAAAAAACAAUACAUAUGAAACGGCAGAAGAGAUAUAUGUACACAAUUGUACCUUCAUAGGAACUCAAAAUGGAGCUAGAAUCAAGACAUGGAGGGGAGGAUCUGGAUACGCAAGAAAAAUAACAUUUGAAGAUAUCAUACUUGUUGGAGCAAAGAACCCUAUUAUCAUUGACGAACAGUUUUAUGCUAUUGGACAUAAUGAUAUACACACGGGAGUGCAAGUGAGUGAUGUGACUUAUGACAAUGUGAGGGGAACCACAGAUUCUAAUAAUGCAAUCUCAUUGACAUGUGACGACAAAGUUGGUUGCACCAAUCUUGUAUUCAAUAAUAUUAAUAUAACCACUAUGAGUGGAUCAGAACCAUUUGUAGAAUGCUAUAUGGCACAUGGGAAAUGCUCUUCGAGUUUUCCAAAUGUCACAUGUCUUUCUGCAUAGUAACAGAGGUUUUGAUGUUACUAUGAAAUGUUGAAAUAAGAAUUUAUGUAUGAA